AUGGUGGGAACAUCUGGUGAGAGCCACAAGACAGAACAGAAUCAGAAAUGGGAUUUCAGAAACGCAAAACGGGUGGCAGAAAUAAAUGGAAAUGGUCAGUCACAUAAUAUAAGAAAAGAAAAUAGGAUUCAAAAAUACUACUGGUGUGAACACGGAGAGUGUGUAGACAGAUAUGCCGACACACGGUCAUUUAUCGUGCACAACAAAACUAGGAACCGAAUUUCCAGUGUAAAAUGUUUUGGAAUCAGUUGCCUUGGCAAAACAAACUCCAAUGAUUUUAGUGAUGAUAAUACAAUUUUCGAAGACCCUGUGCGAUUUACAUCUCCCAACUUUCCAGACGACUAUCCUACGGAUACCGACCAAUCUUACAUCAUAAAAGCACCACGUGAUCACGUGGUUGAUAUUGAAUUUUACGUAUUUCAUCUUGAACAUCAUAGAUUGUGCUUAUAUGAUUAUUUACAGAUUUUCGACGUUAGUUCAGAAGAAUAUAGCAUUUUUUGUGGUCUUCUUUUAACACCAUUUCACAUGACGUCACAAGGAAGCGUUCUAAGGCUGGAAUUUCACAGUGACACUAACGUUCAAAAACCCGGAUUUUUGGCUAAAAUUAUUUUCCUUCCUUCGUUUGUAAUGAACAAUAGUUAAAUAUCGACACAAUCCAAAUUAAUGAUUCGAUGAGGCAGCAGUAACCAGAUCGUUGGACAUUGCAUUUUAUAGUUGAUGAGCAGAUGGUGGGAACAUCUGGUGAGAGCCACAAGACAGAACAGAAUCAGAAAUGGGAUUUCAGAAACGCAAAACGGGUGGCAGAAAUAAAUGGAAAUGGUCAGUCACAUAAUAUAAGAAAAGAAAAUAGGAUUCAAAAAUACUAACGAUCUAGAAUACAUAAAUUCAGAUCAGAAGACGGGGCCAACAGUAUAUUUUGAAUAGGUCGAGGUGAAGUAGCGUAUCUCGGAGUUGUAUGGUCAUUGAGGGAGGUGGGAGUGGCGUGAUGGGCCGGAUCUAUCAUGGUUACCUCCCCGGAAGUUUUCCACCUGUGACAUCGGACUGCCAGCAGAAGUCUUAAUAAAUUUAAGAUAUACACCGAUUGCCUCCUUCUUGGGGCAUGCUGGCAAAUUUAAGUAUUGGAAGUCCUCAUGUAUACCAUAAGAAUCCUAAUUUUUAAUUCACUUUCAAGUCAAUUUUGCUCAUUAAUCUUACGAUUCAAAUAAUAAUUAGUUGCUUCAAUAUCGUAUUUAUUCGAAUGAUUUAUUCGAG
This is a messenger RNA of Anneissia japonica, 1251 nucleotides long. RefSeq names its product zinc metalloproteinase nas-39-like. Lineage: Eukaryota; Metazoa; Echinodermata; Crinoidea; Comatulida; Comatulidae. The record is from RefSeq and is a predicted model, not a curated record. The coding region runs from base 1 to 642 and encodes 213 amino acids. The transcript has 4 exons.